Messenger RNA from Orbicella faveolata, 1637 nucleotides. Its product is annotated as delta-aminolevulinic acid dehydratase-like. Lineage: Eukaryota; Metazoa; Cnidaria; Anthozoa; Scleractinia; Merulinidae. Gene Ontology annotation, cellular component: cytosol. The record is from RefSeq and is a predicted model, not a curated record. Gene Ontology annotation, biological process: heme biosynthetic process. Gene Ontology annotation, molecular function: zinc ion binding; porphobilinogen synthase activity.
GUCAGUUUAUGGAUAUUACAUGAUGCAACCUCCCCUUCUCACAUCAGCCGCUGAACUUCUAUAAUAAAGGCAUAUUUGUAUUCUAAAAUGGCGGCGCCUUACUCGUCUCAGUGCGGAGCAUCUCUGCAUGGUGGUUAUAACCAUCCCACAACCAGGAGCUGGCAAAGCACUAAUACAGAAAUCACGAACAAGAACUUGAUUUACCCUCUCUUCAUUUCAGAUGAAGCUGAUGCAGAGGAGGAAAUAUCAAGCCUCCCUGGGCAAUACAGGUUUGGAGUUAACAACAUAGAAAAGAUAGUUACACCCUUGGUAGAGAAAGGACUUAAGGUUGUUUUAUUGUUUGGAGUUGUCUCCAGGCUUAAUAAGACUGGUGAUGGUUACAAUGCUGACAGUGAGGAUUCCCCUGUGAUCCUGGCCACUAAGAAGCUAUCAUCCUUGUAUCCUGAUCUACUGAUAUGCUGUGACGUUUGCAUUUGUCCUUAUGCAACCCAUGGCCAUUGUGGUAUUCUCAAUGUUGAUGGUUCUAUCAACAAUCCAGCAAGUAUCAAACGAAUAGCAGAAAUAUCUUUAUCUUAUGCCAAGGCAGGAUGUCAUGUGAUAGCCCCAUCAGACAUGAUGGACAACCGUAUUGCAGCCAUUAAGGAAAUUUUACACAGGAUGGGUUAUGGAGGAAAGGUUGCAGUAAUGAGCUACAGUGCCAAGUUUGCCUCUAGUUUUUAUGGUCCAUUCAGAGAGGCAGCCAAGAGUGCACCAGCAUUUGGCGACAGGAGAUGUUACCAGUUGCCAUUAGGCUCUAAGGGUCUUGCAGCCAGAGCAGUGGAGCGUGAUGUCAAAGAAGGUGCAGACAUGCUGAUGGUGAAACCAGGAAUGGCAUAUCUUGAUAUUGUGAGACAGACUAAGGAUAAGUUUCCUGACUUGCCUCUGGCAAUUUACCAGGUUUCUGGAGAGUUUGCCAUGCUGUACCAUGGAAGCAAAGCUGGAGCUUUUGACUUGAAGACCAUAGUGUUAGAAUGCUUAACAUCAAUGAGAAGGGCAGGUGCAGAUAUUAUCAUAACAUAUUUUGUUCCACAAUUAUUGGACUGGCUAAAAGAACACCACUGAAGAUCAAUGACCACAGUCGGAUCAUGCACUCGCAAUAAUAAUUAUUGUAUUAGAGUACUGUAUGUAGGUUGUGUUACUGCACAUCUUUAUGCAUCAUGUAGGAUUUAGAAAACCCAUGGUAAGAAUUAAAUUUUAAUCAUAAAUGCACAUAUUUUGUCAUUACAAAUUUUCUAUUUAAUAUGGCAUUUUAUUUUUUGCUAAGUGGGUAGUAUUUUAAGAGCCUUCAGUUGAGCAAAGUAUAACCAGAGAAUAGAGAACUGUGCUGUAUUGAACAGAAAAUAUUUGAGUGGAGUAUUUAUCACGUAUAAUGUGUUAGACUUGCACCUAAUUAAAACAAGGGUAACACAAAUCCCUGAAUGGAUCAUUACUGCCAUAGAACUGCACUUGACAAAUUAAAUGCUUGAUUACCAGUUACAUGUAAGUUUACUGGAUUCAUACUGAACUCUUUUAAGAUAUAUCUUUAAAGCCUGGUUUUCACUAGUGAGGAAAGCACAAGCAUAAACACAAGCGCAAGCACAAGUGCAUGUACAAGCACA